CCUGACACAGCAGUUUGCCCGUACAAACAUAAAUACUACCAGAGUCGUUCUCUCUCAUCCACUCAUGGCUCCACAUCUCCUCCUUGUCCUGCGCAUCCUUUUCUUCCUCACUGGACUCUCAGAUACACAGAGUGUGUCCACAGUGAGUCAUGUGUCUGUUAAGCGGGGAGGCUCCAUCACCAUCCCAUGUCUCUAUAAUCAGAGAUAUAGAAACAAUGUGAAAUACUGGUGUAGGGGAUAUUAUUGGAUAGGUUGCUCUACUGUAGUACGCACUGACCAUCAAAAGACCAGCAGAAAGACUUCAAUCUCUGAUGACAUCAACCAGCGAGUCUUCACUGUGACCAUGACAAGUCUUAGUCCUAGUGAUUCUGAUUAUUACUGGUGUAUUGUGGAGAGGAAGAGCAAGGCAGAUGAUGGGGUUAUACUGCAGAUAUCUGUUCCUCCAGGUACUCCAGAACUCUAUGUGGACCAACAACAGAUGACUGGAGUUGUAGGAGGGAGUGUCACUGUGCUCUGUUACUAUAGUUCACAAGGAAGUACAGGGGGGUGGUGCAGGAUGGGAGGCUCUUGUGUGGCUGCGGGACAUUCUAGGGUUUUAGAUGGAACAUGUGUGAAGUUAGUGCAGGAGGAGAGCCGAACCACCAACGGUUAUGUCUUAAUGGUGACUAUGAGUGGAUUGAUGAUGGAGAACACUGGCUGGUACUGGUGCGAAAAGGGAGACCUACAGAUGCCUGUUCAUAUCACUGUCAAUCAACCAACCACAACACAGAGCACCACCACAAUUACCCCUUCUGUUACAAACAGGGACAAUGUUUUAACUAACGAGAACACAGAUGAGAAGCACCAGAGUUUGCUGGUUGUCCUGCUCAUUCCCCUGAGCCUGUUGGUGGUGUUGAUAGCUGUUACCUUGGUCACAUUGAAGCUGUUGAGAAAACAUAAGGAGAAGAAGGCAAAGUACCAACCACCAAACACCACAGUAGACCUAAACCCUGAGAGACAUGGUGACUUAUACAGCACUGUGAUUCCUAUGCAGCACAGGACAGCACAAAGGGCAGCAGAACCAGAUGGUGGUCUACAGCGCAGUGGCCCAACACCAGAGAUACAGUAGGUCACAAAGAACCAGACAAGAUGUUGGGGGAAAUACUGGAGGAUCUCAGUGAACUAGGGCAUCAGAACAAGUCUCCAGAUUGAGUAACAUAUAAAGUUGUUUUAUUUGUCACCUGCCCCAACCCUUUGUCCUCAUUACUUUAUUGUUCUCUUGUUAAUCUGCAUAUUUUAAAGACUGAACAUCUUGUACUUGUAAUAAACUG
This is a messenger RNA of Oncorhynchus tshawytscha (Chinook salmon), 1310 nucleotides long. Its product is annotated as polymeric immunoglobulin receptor-like. NCBI's taxonomy places the organism in Eukaryota, Metazoa, Chordata, Actinopteri, Salmoniformes, Salmonidae. The transcript has 8 exons. Gene Ontology annotation, cellular component: plasma membrane. Bases 65 to 1108 code for a protein of 347 amino acids. The record is from RefSeq and is a predicted model, not a curated record. Gene Ontology annotation, molecular function: transmembrane signaling receptor activity.